Molecule: messenger RNA, 1465 nt
Organism: Panicum virgatum (switchgrass)
Lineage: Eukaryota; Viridiplantae; Streptophyta; Magnoliopsida; Poales; Poaceae
Product: fruit protein pKIWI502-like
Exons: 5
Coding region: 165-1040 (291 amino acids)
Molecular function (GO): oxidoreductase activity
Source: RefSeq, a predicted model, not a curated record
CAUUGCUGUUUUGACAUCGGAAAGGAGAAAUCAAAGGCGUACACCUCUACAACUUUCCAACCUCGGGGAGCCCAGCGAGAUCCGUGCCCUGCCGCCGGCACCUUCCCCUUCCCUCGCUCCUCGCCGCCUUGUCCGUCCUGUCCUGGGCUCCUGGAGUGCCCUCCAUGCUUCUACGCUCCGCGCCCCGCCGCCUCCACCUCCUCCGCCCGCACCACCUCCGCCUCCUCUCCGCCGCGGCGCUCGCCUCCGCCGCACCGACCCCGGCCCCGGUCCCGCCCCAGGCCCCCACCGAGUGGGCCGAGGCGCCGCUCGCCGCCGUCCGCCCGGCCACCGCCGACGCCUCGCUCUACCACGUCUCCCUCGACCUCUCCGCGCACGGGGACCUCCUCGCCUCCCACGCCGCCGCCGGCCAGUUCCUCCCCUUCCGCCUCCCCGCCGCGCCCUACCCCAUCUUCCUCGCCAUCGCGUCCCCGCCUCCGUCGCCCGGGUCCUCCGCCGCCGCCUUCGACUUCCUCGUCAAGCGCCUCCCGGGCACCCCCUCCGCGCGGCUCUGCGACCUCCGCCCCGGCGAUCUCGUCCAAGUCGGCGCCAGCGUCGUCGGCCGCGGGUUUGAGGUUGCCAGGAUAGCUGACGCCCGUGAUGUUCUUGUCUUUGCCACCGGAUCCGGGAUCAGUCUCUCCGUCGCAUUUGUUGGUUGCAGUCCAAUUCGGUCACUUAUUGAGUCCGGUUUUGUUGAAAACAAUAAAACUGGCGUAAGCCUCUUUUAUGGGGUUAGAAAUCUUCAAAGGAUGGCAUAUCAGGAGAGGUUCGAUGAUUGGGAAGCCAAAGGAGUUAAAAUUGUACCUGUCCUCUCAAGACCAGACGGUCAAUGGACAGGCGAGCGAGGUUAUGUCCAGAAUGUUUUCUCAAGGAUGAAGGAUAUUUUAAACCCUUCAUCAGUGGGAGCAAUUUUGUGUGGGCAUAAACAAAUGACUGAGGAAAUUACAAGAAUUCUUGUUGCCGACGGUUUGUCAAAAGAUAGAAUCCUUACUAACUUCUGACCACCAGUAGGACACAGUUCCAGCCAUUUUGGAUGUUCUACCAUUUUUGUACUACGAUCAAGCAGUUAUUCUUACAGCAAGUGCGACUGGAAAUCACAACAGGAAGACAGUUGCGUGCUUACAAAUAAUGCUCUGAUUGCUGAGUGCCUGAUGUAAAUCUCUACAACCACUGGGCAUAUGGACCAAAGGCCCUAGUUGAGAAAAUGUUCUGUAGCAUCUGAGAUUAGCUCCUCUUAAACAGAAAGCCCCAUUUUGGAGAAAAUAAAGGGGACAGAUAGUAGAAUUUUUUUUCAGUUAGUAUACCGUAAAAUAUGUGCGCUGCACAUGCCUUUUGCAGCACUGAGAUUUUGGUGUAUAUUGUUAGAAAAAAUGAAUGAAUGAUCAAUGAUGUGAAUGGGAGCAUGCUGUUUAAUUGAGAUGUGUUC